GCUCAGGGCCUAGGCCUAGGCCUAGGCCUAGGCCUAGGCCUAGGCCUAGGCCUAGGCCUAGGCCUAGGCCUAGGCCCAGGCCUCAGGCCUAGGCCUAGGCCUAGGCCUAGGCCUAGGCCUAGGCCUAGGCCUAGGCCUAGGCCUAGGCCUAGGCCUAGGCCUAGGCCCAGGCCUAGGCCUGUGGCCUAG
Molecule: messenger RNA, 189 nt
Organism: Dovyalis caffra
Lineage: Eukaryota; Viridiplantae; Streptophyta; Magnoliopsida; Malpighiales; Salicaceae
Source: the annotation of a GenBank genome assembly